AUAAGUGUGACCAUUGAUGCCAAACAAUGCCAAGAUUCUAGCGCCCAUUUUUUGCGAGGUUAAAAUAAAUUUGGCAAGCCGGCUGCAACUGCAAAGUACAGUGCCAGUAGUUAAUUUAAUAAAUUGAGUACAAAUUAAACUUACCAUGUCCAUGUCCAACUUCAACUUCGCCAGCAUGGCGGCCCAACUUGGCCAGGAGCAGGGCGUUUCGUUCCAGGACAAGGCGCUCACCUGGGACACAGCUGCCGAUGUCCAGGACGUGGUGGAUGCCCUCAACAAACAGACCACGGUGCACUACCUCAAUCUGGACGGGAAUACGCUGGGCGUGGAGGCGGCCAAGGCGAUUGGCGAGGCUCUAAAGCGUCAUCCCGAGUUCCGCAAGGCGCUGUGGAAGAAUCUCUUCACGCGUCGCCUCAAAUCGGAGAUUCCGGAGGCACUGAAGCACCUGGGAGCAGCACUCAAUGUGGCGGGGGCCAAGCUAACGGUCCUGGAUCUCAGCGACAAUGCCUUGGGACCGAAUGGCAUGCGGGGAUUGGAGGAGUUCCUGCGAUCGCCCGCCUGCUAUUCCCUGCAGGAACUGCUCCUUUAUAAUUGUGGCCUGGGACCCGAAGGCGGCAGCAUGCUGUCCAAGGCCCUCAUCGAUCUGCAUGCCAACGCCAAGAAGGCCGGAUCCCCGCUGCAGUUGCGCGUCUUUGUGGGUGGACGUAAUCGUCUCGAGAAUGCAGGCGCCAAGUCCCUGGCCAAAGCUUUUUCAACUCUCAAGACCUUUGAGGAGAUUGUCCUGCUGCAAAACUCCAUUUACUUCGACGGCGUCGAGGCCCUGGCGGAAUCCUUCAAGGAGAAUCCGCAUCUACGGGUAUUGAACAUGAACGAUAACACCCUGCGGUCCAAUGGAGCGGAAAAGAUAGCCGAAGUUCUGCCAUUCGUUCCUUUGCUCCGGGAAUUCAACUUUGGCGACUGCCUGAUCCGCACAAAUGGCGCCUACCACUUUGGUGAGGCUCUGGAGAACUCCAACGAUCAACUGGAGGUGGUCGACUUGGGUUUCAAUGAAAUCAACAGCGAUGGCGGCAUGGUCUUGGUGAACGCCAUGCGAAACAAGCCCAAGCUGCGCUUCCUUAGCCUCGAUGGCAAUUACUUUGGUCACGAGGGCGUCGAUCAGAUAAUCAAAGAAAUGGCCAAGUUACCAAAUGCUGCCGCGCUGCAACCGUUCGAGGAAAUCCUCUCCGAGGACGAGGACGAGGAGGCAUCUGGGGAGGAGGAUGAAGCUGAGGGCCAAGAAGAUGAUUAUGAUGACGAUGAUGAGGAGGAGGAGUACGACCAGCAUGAGCAUGCCAACGACACCACUGAAGAGGCCGACGAAGACGACGAGGAAUAUGGCACGCUUGCCGAGGAGACCGCCUAUGUCACCACCAAUGCCUACACGACCAAGCUCUUUAACGACUCGGUCAACUCGAAAGCCGGUGAUACUUUUGCAGUCGCCAACAAGACAAUCAGCCAGAAGUGCACGCCCGAGGAGUUCUGCCUGAGCCAAACACCCUGCUCCCAGCAACAGUUUGAGUCUCUGGAUCCGGACAACAAGCUCCAAGCCCUGCAGUUCAUUGUCAACCAAUUCACCGGCGACAACCAUUUGCUGCUGCUCGUCUUCACUACCUUGAAGUGCGCGCAUUUGUCGCAAUCCUCGAAAGCUGCCUUGGAUCUGGCCGUCUCGCUGUACCAGGCCACCUUCGACUACGCACUUAAAACGAAGCAGGAGACCCGUGUACUCAACUAUGUCCUGAUGCAGCUGCGCCUGCUGCGCUGCGAGGAGCCAUUUACGUCGGACUACGAUGUCAAGAGCUGCCGGUUCGCACUACGCGAGGCGCUCAAGCAGCCGAAGUUCGCCAACGACAACAUAAAGAAUUCCUUUAAGACUUUCCUCGAUGGGGUGGAUGUGUAAACCAUGCAGAAGAAGAGAUUAUUUAUAUUUCCUACGUUCCAAUAUACUGCAUCAUUGGUGAAUAAAAUAUAUUAUUCAUA
Messenger RNA from Drosophila gunungcola (fruit fly), 2016 nucleotides. It is a transcript of the gene RanGAP, whose product is annotated as ran GTPase-activating protein. Bases 146 to 1936 code for a protein of 596 amino acids. Gene Ontology annotation, molecular function: small GTPase binding; GTPase activator activity. Gene Ontology annotation, cellular component: cytosol; nucleus; perinuclear region of cytoplasm. The transcript is spliced from 5 exons. NCBI's taxonomy places the organism in Eukaryota, Metazoa, Arthropoda, Insecta, Diptera, Drosophilidae. The record is from RefSeq and is a predicted model, not a curated record. Gene Ontology annotation, biological process: nucleocytoplasmic transport; activation of GTPase activity; signal transduction.